AUGAAUAAGGGAGAAACAAAAACAAAGAGUGCAUGUCCAUCUGGAGAGAUUGGUAUGCGAGCAGACCCGCAGAAUGCAGCCAAGAAGCUAGUCUGGUGGAAGGAGCCAAGCAAAGGAUACCAUCUGGGCCAAGUUGUUGCAGAGGAUCAAGAGCAGGCAGAGAUAGUAGUAGGUGAAAAAAGAUUCACUGCAGAGUGGAAGAAUCUGCAGAAAGCAAACCCUUCUAAGUUUGACCUGGUGGAUAACAUGGCACAUCUGUCGUAUCUGAACGAGCCAAGCAUCCUGCAUAACCUAAAGCAAAGGUAUUUUGCAGAGAUGCAGUACACGUACUCAGGCCUCUUUCUUGUCGCAGUCAACCCAUACAAAAAUCUACCAAUAUACACAAAGGAAUUUGUGCAGAAAUAUUCUCUUGUGUAUAAAAGAGAGGAUGAACCACCCCACAUAUACGCUGUGGCAGGAGAGGCAUACCACCUGAUGCGAAAUACAUCCACCCCGCAGACCAUUCUUAUCACAGGAGAGUCUGGUGCUGGAAAGACAGAAAACACAAAGCAUGCAAUUGCAUUCCUUACAAAGGUAAGUGGAGAACUUUCACAGGGUGCGUGCAUUCUGGAGGAGCGCCUUCUUUACACAAACCCUCUGCUGGAGGCCUUUGGAAAUGCCCAGACAGAGAAGAAUGACAACAGUUCCAGGUUUGGCAAGUUCAUCCGGAUUGAGUUUGGGGCAAAUGGCGAGAUAGUUGGGGCCUUUGUAGAGAGAUACCUGCUUGAGUCCUCUCGAGUCACAAGCCAGGCAAGUGGAGAGCAGAACUACCACGUAUUUUAUGCGCUGACAAGGCACGCAGACCAAAGCACACUGGAUGCACUGAAACUGCACCGUAACAAGGCGUACAAGAUACUUGGUGCUGCACAGGGCGGUAUAGACACGCCUCUUAGCGAAGUCUACAGGUCAAUGGACAUCCUUGGGUUCACACAGGAGAACCAGGAGAAGAUAUUCAAAAUACUUGCUGCAAUUAUACACCUGGGAGAAGUUGAGUUUGUCCAGGAGAGUGCAUGCGUAGACAUACGCGCAGAAUGCACUGAAGACUUUGCAGCAGCUGCAAGCCUUCUGGGAGUAGACGCCCUUCGUCUGAAAGAGACUCUUCUGCGCCCAAAGAUACGGGCUGGCUCAGAGGUAGUUGUGCAUGGAAGAACCCCACAGGAGGCAAGCUUUACAGUCUCGUCCCUGUGCAAAGUGCUUUAUGAAAGACUUUUCAGCUGGAUUGUCCAUCUGGUGAAUGCAUCCCUGCGGACAACACAGCACGCCCAGUCUUACAUUGGAGUCCUUGAUAUUGCAGGGUUUGAAAUCCUUGGAAAUAACGGCUUUGAGCAGCUCUGCAUUAAUUACACAAAUGAGAAGCUGCAGCAGUUCUUCAACCACAGAAUGUUCGUUUUAGAGCAGGAAACGUACCUACAGGAAGGCCUUGAGUGGGAUGUGAUUGACUUUGGUCUUGACUUGCAACCGACAAUUGACCUGCUGGAGACCCCAGGGACAGGAAUAUUCUCAAUCCUUGAUGAAGAGUGCGUUCUCCCAGGAGGCUCAGGUGAAAGACUUCUUCGGAAGAUUUCUUCUGUCUGGGACUCGCACAGCAAGUUCUCCAUUCCAAAGGUACGCAGUGGCUUUGCAAUUACGCACUAUGCAGGGGAAGUUAAGUACCGCGAGGACGGGUGGAUUGCAAAAAAUAAAGAUCCGCUGGAUGAAGACAUUGCGUCUCUUAUGCUGGGAGCACGCGGUCCAAUUCCCUCAGAGUCUGCUAGAUCUGGCCUCACAGCAACCAGAUUCCGCACAGUCGCACAGGGCCACAAAGAACAGCUUGCUGGCCUUCUGAAGAUGCUGCACUCCACUAACCCGCACUUUGUGAGAUGCAUCCUACCAAACCGCGCAAAGAAACCCGGGAUAUUUGAUGAUGCCCAGGUUCUGCACCAGCUGCAGUGCAAUGGUGUCCUGGAGGGAGUGCGCAUCUCGCGGCAAGGAUUCCCCACCCGAAUUGAGUUCCGUGAGUUUACACAGAGAUACGCUCUGCUCUCACGCACUGGAAAGGAGCAUAUUCUGCCUGCAGAGAAGGGAGCCAUUGCCCUUCUCACAGAACUAGGAAUUCCUUCAAGCCUGUUCAAAAUAGGACGCACCCGCCUGUUCCUGCGCCAGGGAGUUCUUGCAGACCUGGAAGACCACAGAAAUGGAAAGAUCUCCGGAGUCAUUACAGAGCUGCAGAAGAGACUUAGAGUCCUUCUCUCUGAGAAUCUGGAAACCCUUCGCACGCAAAGAGCACAGGCAGUUUCCCUCCUGCAGAAGAACAUAAAGAUCUACGCAUCUGUGCGUAACUGGUCAUGGUGGAAGCUCUGCAUGAAAGUGCGCCCUCUCCUUGAAGUGCGCAAGUCAGAAGAUGAGAUCAGGGAAAGAGACAUAAAGAUUGCAAGGCAGUCUGCGCAGAUACAAGACCUGCUUGACAGAAUCAGCACACUUGAGACAGACUACAGCCUGGCAGAGCAGCAGGCACAGAGUGCAAUUGCCCAGCACAAAAGAGAAGAAAUUCAGGCAGCACACGCACGCGCAGAGGCAGAAAAAGAAAUCCAGGAGAUCCGGGCAGAGCUGACCACAGCACAGAGCGCCCUGACUAAGUCUGUUAUUCACACGCGGGAAAUGCAGCAGAACGUAGCAGACCUUGAGAAGAAAGUUGAGCACGCCAGGAAGGACGCAGCUUCAGUUGCCACAAAGAAGCUCCUUGCAGAGCUGGCAGAACUGAAGGCACUCCAUGCAGAGACCCUCCAGAAAAAUGCAGAGAUGCAGAAGCAGAUUCUUGAGGCCGCAAAUAAGCAGGGCCUAGUAGAGCAGGAGAGAGAUAUCCUAGCACACGAAAGAGAUGCUGCCUUGGAGAAAAACAGAAAAAUGCACACAGAGAUGGAAGACCUACAGAAUGAAAUUAAGGUGACAGAGUCCCUCAGAUACAAAGGAGAAGUAGCCCUGCGCAACAGUGAAGGCGAACUUGAAAGACUUGAGUCACUGCUCUCCUUUGAGCGCGAAAAGCUGCACAGACUUAAUGAAGCAUUCAAAAAGUCCUCUGUUCCUGCCCCUGCACCUGCUCCUAUUGUUGUUCCCCCCAGGGAGAAUAAAGAGGAAAUAUCCCGGCUGCAAAAAGACCUGGACCAUGAGCGAGAAAGGGCUACAAUUAGACAGAGGGAAUAUGAAGAGCUGAAGAAGGAGUAUAUUGACUUGGUUGAUGAGAAGCUUGGGGCAAUGAUCUCAGAUAAGCAGAAGCUUGAUGCAGAAAUGAAAAAGCUGCAGCACACAGUGGCACACGGGCAUCUAAAGCAGCAGCAAGCAGAAGAGGCAAUUGCAGAGCUGAAGGCAGAAGUGCAAAAGGCAGAAGAGAAUAUGGAGAGUGAAAGAAGUAAGAACAAAGCACUUGCCAGGGAAAUAGUCCUCAGAAAGGAGAAGGAGAUUGACCUGGCGCAGGAACUUGCUUCUGCCAGACAGGAGGUAUCCUCUCUGCUUGAUGGGCAAGAAAGAGCAAAACACACAGCAGAGAUUGAAAAUGAUAGGCGUGAUAAGAUGCACUCAUCUGUGGUGGCUGAAGUAAAGGCACUUGUUCGUUAUGUUGAUGACCUUCUGGUAAACGUACAGUCUGUCUCAUCGCAGGUGACUCUGUCCAUGCAGGUUGUGGCUAUGUAUAAGGCCGAGAUGGCAAAACUCUCUGCUGAGAUAGUUGAGUCUGCACGUGUAAAAGGGAAAAUGCAGCAGCAGAUUGCACGGGCACAGGUACGGGAGAAAGAUGCAGAGCAUGCACUGCAACUGGCAGUCUCUCAAGUCCAAGCUCUAUCACAGGAGAAGGAGAACAUGCUUGCAGAACUGGAGACAGAGCUGCACGACCAAAGAGAAAGACACGAAACUGCAGAAAUCGACUGGCAGGCAGAAAGAAAGAACCUUCUUGCAGGAAAGAGAAAGCUUGAAAGAGAGAUAAAGGAAAAGGAAAGAGCGAACACAGGCCUGCUUCUAGCACAGCAGGAGAGAGAUCUCUUACAGAAGAAGCUUGUGCUAGCACGGGAAGAAGUGCAGAAGGCAACAGAAGAAAAGGAAGGUGCAUGCGCUGAGCUAAUGAAAAAGAUACAGUCUGUGGCUGCUCUGCUCUCUAAAGAAAAAGCAGAAGCCUGCAAGUACAAACGAGAGGCACAGGCAGUGCGCGAGUCUGCUGCCCGAGCUGAAAGUGCCUUAAAGGAGGCGCGUGCAAAGGAAACAGCAGAUGCUGAGGCACUCUCCCGAAUGGAGGAGACAAUGGCAGGCCUUCUAGGCCGAGAAAAAGAAUGUGCUUUGGAGAUGCAAAGACUUGAGCUGGAAAUAUCUUCAAUGAAGCUGAUUGGAAAGACAAAUGAGCUGCAAGCGCAAUCAACAGAAGAAAUUCAAUAA
Molecule: messenger RNA, 4437 nt
Organism: Nematocida ausubeli
Lineage: Eukaryota; Fungi; Microsporidia
Exons: 1
Coding region: 1-4437 (1478 amino acids)
Biological process (GO): vesicle transport along actin filament; actin filament organization
Cellular component (GO): cytoplasm; actin cytoskeleton; myosin complex
Molecular function (GO): microfilament motor activity; ATP binding; actin filament binding
Source: RefSeq, a predicted model, not a curated record